GGGGACUCAUUUCCUGAAAUGAGCCCAAACAAGCUUAGGUUUCAAAGAUAGAGCAGGGGAAAAAGAAACCCCUAAAAAGGGUAACUCCCUUUGGAUUUUCUCUUCCUCCUCCCAUAAUUGGUCCCAAACAAAGAAACUGCAAUAUGGGUUUUUCUCUAUUGCUCCAAAAUUGAAGGCAUGGGUAUUUAUUUAUUUGUUUAUUUAUUUAUUUAUUUUGGGUUCUGGGAUCUCCUCUGUUUCAUGUUACCCACCCUCAUUUCAACAUUUUUGUGCUGAAUCUGGGUUUUUUUUCUUUUUUCUUUUAAUUCUUUUUUCUCAUGGAUACAGGAGAACCCAGUUCUUGACACAAAGGGAAAGAAGGAUCUCAGAUCAGGGAAAACAGAAAAAAAGAAAAAAAAAAAAAGAAGAAGAAAAACUUGGUGCCUCUUCUUUCUUUAUAUACUUAUCAAGGUUAUUUUCUUUCGCGGUAAUGGAGAGCGAGGAAUGGGAAUCAUAUCCUUGUUCCUACAUUGAAUGUGAGGCCAAAGAUCAGAAAAUUAUUUCGGAAGACGCUUACGACCAAGAUGAAGCCACACUAAUAUCCUUGGACACCAUUUUGCCGGACGACCUCCUAGAAAAAGUUCUUUCCUUCUUACCGAUCGUGAGCAUCAUCCGGUCGGGCUCCGUCUGCAAGAGAUGGUACAAGGCAGUCCGCUCGCAUCGUUACACGUGGUGCGACAUCUCGCCGCAGAAGCCGUGGUAUUUCAUGUUCACGUGUAGCGACGAAUCCGUCGAUGGCUUCGCUUACGAUCCGAUCCUUCGGAAGUGGUAUGACUUCAAUUUCCCAUGCAUUGAGAAGAGCAACUGGUCUACUUCUUCGUCUAGCGGAUUGGUUAGUUUAAUGGAUAGUGAGAACAGGAGCCGCAUUUUUGUCUGCAAUCCUAUAACUCGGGAUUCGAAGAGGCUUCCGGAAGCUCCGGGAGGAAAAUCGCCUGAUUAUAGCGCAUUAGCUAUAUCGGCGAAAAAGAAGUCGCAUUCAUACACUGUUGCAGUGGCAAAGUGUAAGCAGGUACUGGAGGAAUACUACCAGUGGGACUUUUCGAUUCAUAUUUACGAAUCUGAGAGUUGUUUGUGGGUCACUUCGAUCAGUGAAACUUUAGUCGGGUGGAGAGGAGGUGACGAGUGUGUUAUUUGUGACGGCAUUUUAUACUAUCUUAUUUACUCCAUCGGUGUCUUGGGAAACAUCGAGCCCCGUCAUUGUUUGAUUAUGUAUGAUCUCUCAAUCAGAACUUCUCAUACUUCUUUGAUGCAAUUGGCGAUUCCAGUUCCGUGUUCUCUCACUUGCGGUAGGCUGAUGAACGUCAGAGACAAGCUGGUUUUGGUUGGUGGGAUCGGGCGGCACGAUCGGCUGGGGAUUAUCAAGGGGAUAGGCAUUUGGGAGCUUGAUAAGAAGGAGUGGCAUGAAAUUGCUAAAAUGCCGCAUAAGUUCUUUCAAGGUUUUGGGGAGUUUGACGAUGUUUUUGCGAGUAGUGGCUCAGAUGAUCUGAUCUUCAUACAGAGCUACGGAUCACCGGCUUUGCUUACUUUUGAUUUGAGUCAGAAACUGUGGAAGUGGUCAGUCAGAAGCCCCGUGACGAAGAGAUUCCCCCUGCAGCUAUUCACUGGCUUCUGCUUCGAACCGAGGCUCGAGAUCGCCCCCUAAGUUUGAUGUUGUUUCAUUGCUUUGAAUUUGGUUUAUUGGAAAUCGCAGAGUUUGCUUUCCUUUUUGGAGCCACAGUAAGAACAAUAUGUGGAUCUUGCGAAUGCAAAAAAAGAAAGAAAUGUUACAUUUCAUAGAGAAUAUCAUUUUUGUGCUACCACAUACAAUUUUCUUUUCUUUUCUUUUCUUUUCUUGAAUUAUAGAUCUAAGUUCUAACUGUUCAUAUAUGUGAUGGUGCAUUAAACUCUUCA
Messenger RNA from Ananas comosus (pineapple), 1929 nucleotides. RefSeq names its product F-box/kelch-repeat protein At3g61590-like. Gene Ontology annotation, molecular function: protein binding. Lineage: Eukaryota; Viridiplantae; Streptophyta; Magnoliopsida; Poales; Bromeliaceae. The record is from RefSeq and is a predicted model, not a curated record. The transcript is spliced from 3 exons. Bases 470 to 1681 code for a protein of 403 amino acids.